This is a messenger RNA of Ochotona curzoniae (black-lipped pika), 927 nucleotides long. RefSeq names its product olfactory receptor 4K14-like. Gene Ontology annotation, biological process: G protein-coupled receptor signaling pathway. Gene Ontology annotation, molecular function: olfactory receptor activity; G protein-coupled receptor activity. Gene Ontology annotation, cellular component: membrane. The record is from RefSeq and is a predicted model, not a curated record. NCBI's taxonomy places the organism in Eukaryota, Metazoa, Chordata, Mammalia, Lagomorpha, Ochotonidae. The transcript has a single exon. Bases 1 to 927 code for a protein of 308 amino acids.
AUGGAUUUAAGAAAUCAGUCUACAGUGUCAGAAUUCGUGCUUCUGGGACUUUGCCAGUCAUGGAACACUCAAGUUUUACUCUUUGUGAUAUUUUUGAUGCUUUAUCUGCUCAUCGUGUCUGGAAAUGUUUUCAUCGUCAUCUUAAUCAUCACUGACUCACAUCUCCAUUCCCCCAUGUACUUCCUGCUGGCCAAUCUGUCCUUCGUCGACAUGUGGCUUUCCUCGGUCACCACUCCUAAGAUGAUCACAGACUUCCUCAGGGAGGAAAAGACCAUUUCCUUUGGAGGCUGCAUGUGCCAGGUCCUGUUUGUGCAUUUUGUUGGAGGAGGCGAGAUGGUGCUUCUUGUAGUAAUGGCCUACGACCGCUACGUGGCCAUCUGUAAACCACUCCAUUACACUACCAUUAUGAGCCUGCAAAAGUGCACUGGGUUGGUAGUGAUUUCCUGGACCAUUGGCUUUGUGCAUGCCUUGAGCCAAAUGGCUGUAAUUGUGCAGCUGCCUUUCUGUGGCCCAAAGGAAAUAGACAGCUUCUUCUGCGAUAUACCACUGGUGCUCAAGCUGGCUUGCAUGGAUUCCUCUAACUUGGAGAUUUUAAUGAAUGGUGACAGUGGAGUUCUGGCUAUGACCUGCUUUAUUCUAUUGCUGAUAUCCUACACAUAUAUUCUUCUCACUGUCUACAAAAGCUCUAAAACUGGUGCAUCCAAGGCCCUCUCUACCUGCACCGCUCACAUCACAGUAGUGAUGCUCUUCUUUGGACCCUGUAUCUUUAUCUAUGUAUGGCCACUCAGUAUCACCUGGGUGGACAAAUUUCUUGCUGUGUUCUAUUCAGUUAUUACACCUCUCUUAAAUCCAGGCAUCUAUACCUUGAGAAAUAAAGAUAUGCAAUAUGCUAUGAAUAGAUUUAGAAACUAUUACAUGGAAUCAUAG